Messenger RNA from Ilex paraguariensis (yerba mate), 436 nucleotides. The record is from the annotation of a GenBank genome assembly. NCBI's taxonomy places the organism in Eukaryota, Viridiplantae, Streptophyta, Magnoliopsida, Aquifoliales, Aquifoliaceae.
UCUUCUCUCUUCUCUCUUCUCUCUAUUAGUUUGGCUAUAUCUGUUGUGAAAUCCAUCCGAGUCUUUAUCUGCAAAAAUGUACAAUGGAAUCGGAUUACAAACAGCCCGUGGCUCGGGAACGAACGGGUACGUCCAAGCAAACAAGUUCUUCGUGAGACCCAAGACCGGCAAGGUCAUCGUCGACAACAAGGGUUUUGAGUCCGGUCAGGGCACGGCCGGGCUCACCAAGAAGCCCAACAAGGAAAUUCUUGAGCACGAUCGGAAACGCCAGAUCCAGCUCAAGCUUGUCGUCCUUGAAGACAAGUUAAUUGAUCAAGGUUUCACUGAUGCUGAGAUUGCCGAGAAGCUCGAUGAGGCUCGGAGGACUAUCGAGGCCACCUCACUCUCGGAGGAGGCUGGUGGCCCCACCACAAUUGUCAUAUCUGACAAGAAGUAA